Messenger RNA from Vigna unguiculata (cowpea), 1227 nucleotides. Its product is annotated as BURP domain-containing protein BNM2C-like. Lineage: Eukaryota; Viridiplantae; Streptophyta; Magnoliopsida; Fabales; Fabaceae. The record is from RefSeq and is a predicted model, not a curated record.
CAUUUAUCGAAUGUGAUAUGAUUGGUCCGGGUGCAAUUCUUUACGAGGAUCUAUUUGGAGCCACCAUGGUGGUUGGUUUUGUUCUUCAAAACAUAGUUGAAGACAGUGCUGAGUGCAUGCAAGCAGAAACAUGGGUGAAAAGUAUAAACCAUGGAUCAUCUUUCUUCAUCUACUGAUAAUCGCAUGUUGUAGAGCCAGGGAAUUGGUUGGAAGUGGAACAGAAAACAAAAUCAUGGAAGCAAUCUCUGACGAAAAUCAUGAAACAGUGCACACAGAACAUGCACAUGUUCAUACCCACAUGGAUCACUUGGACCCUUCUGUAAUGGUGUUUCUCACCUUCAAAGAUUUGAAGGUUGGAAAAACAAUGGCGGUUUAUUUUCCAAAGAGGGACCCUGCAACCUCCCCAAAGUUAUGGCCAAGAGAAGAAGCCGAGUCACUCCCUUUCUCAUUGAACCAACUCCCAAACCUCCUCAAAGUCUUCUCUUUUUCUCCAAACUCUCCCCAAGCCAAAGCCAUGGAAGACACCCUCAGGGAAUGUGAAACCAAACCCAUCGAAGGAGAGGUAAAGUUCUGCGCCACCUCUUUAGAAUCCAUGCUUGACUUUGCUCAAACCAUUCUGGGCUUCACACACGAACUUCAAGUUUUCACCACCUCUCACCAAACCAAAUCCAGCGUCACUUUCCAAAACUAUACUUUGGAAAAGAUAGUAGAAAUCCCAGCUUCGAAGAUGGUGGCAUGCCACAACAUGCCUUACCCUUAUGCUGUUUUCUACUGUCACAGCCAAGAAAGUGAGAACAAGAUGUAUAAGGUGGCACUUGGUGGUGAAAACGGGGAUAGGGUGGAAGCUAUGGUUGUUUGUCACAUGGAUACCUCCCAUUGGGGUCAUUCUCAUGUUUCAUUUCAAGUUCUCAAGGUUCAACCAGGAACCACUUCUGUGUGCCACUUUUUCCCAGCAGAUAAUCUCAUCUUCGUUGUUCCCAAACCUCAACAUCACGGUCUUGCAACCAUGUGAUGUGAUUGUGUUGUGCUUACGUUAUGUUUGAUUCCUACAAUAAAUGCUUUGUCUGGAGCUAAUAGUUAAUACAAAACUUGUUAUGGGUAUGUGUAAGUUGUCUACUUCUUAUGAACAAGAGACCAGGCAUGUACAACUACAAGAGUGUAAUAAGUCAUGAAAAAAUACUUAAUAAUCUAUAAUAUACCGAGUUAUAUAGUCCUUUUUGAUGAAAA